Molecule: messenger RNA, 1506 nt
Organism: Kockovaella imperatae
Lineage: Eukaryota; Fungi; Basidiomycota; Tremellomycetes; Tremellales; Cuniculitremaceae
Product: glucokinase regulatory-like protein
Exons: 6
Coding region: 115-1104 (329 amino acids)
Biological process (GO): peptidoglycan turnover; amino sugar catabolic process
Molecular function (GO): carbon-oxygen lyase activity; ether hydrolase activity; carbohydrate derivative binding
Source: RefSeq, a predicted model, not a curated record
GGCUUAUCCGCCCAACUACGUUUCGGAGGUCACAUUUGCCGAACGUGAGUGAGUUGAUUGGUGUAUGUUCAACGGAAACAUUGUCCCAUUCGCGCGUUGAGGUAAAGGAACGCAAUGACCAUGAAUCAAGCGGUUGAUGAUCAACAUGUGGAUCUGGAAAUGUUGGCCACAGAGUCGCGCAACCCUGCCACAGUGCACAUCGAUGCUGUAUCCACGAUCGAGCUUUGCAGGAUGAUCAACAACGAGGAUCUGAAAGUUGCCAAAGCUGUCUCCCUACAUAUAGACACAAUAGCACGCGUGAUUGACCAGAUUACGAGCAGACUUGCUAGAGGUGGCCGUGUCAUUCAGCUGGGCGCCGGAACGAGUGGCCGACUAGGCGUUCUCGAUGCUUCUGAGAUUCCACCAACCUACUCAGCACCAGUCGAAUCUUAUAUCGGACUGAUUGCCGGCGGCGAUCAGGCUCUCCGAAAAUCAGUCGAGGAUGCCGAAGACUCGCGUCAACAAGGCCAAGAGGCUCUAGCUACACUGGAUCCGCCAUUAUCGAAGCAAGACACUGUCAUUGGCAUCGCUGCAUCGGGACGGACGCCGUACGUCCUGGGAGCUCUCGAGCACGCAAAUUCUACUGGAUGUCUCACAGUUGGUAUCGCUUGUGUUGAGAACAGUGCUUUUCGUCAAGAGGGCAAUUGCGAGGAAGUCGUCGAGUGCAUCGUUGGACCGGAGGUCGUCACUGGAAGCACGAGAAUGAAAGCAGGAACGGCAACUAAAUUGCUCUUGAACAUGAUCAGCACGGGUGUUAUGAUCCGUACGGGAAAGACGUAUGGCAAUCUGAUGGUCGACCUGAAAACUGCUAAUCACAAGCUAGUCGUGAGAGCCCGCCGAGUAUUCCGAGCCAUCGUUGCAACGGCCUCUGAAGAAUACGAGAUCAAGCGCGAUGCCUUAGCGGACGAUGAAGCGGUAGACGCAAUUCUCCGUAAUUCUGAUGGAAGUGUCAAAGUAGCGGCUCUGGCGUAUUUACGGGAUUGCAGUGCCGAGACCGCUCGGGCCUUGUUGCAAGCGAGUGAAGGCCGCUUAAAACAAGCUUUGGCGAGCCCGACGGUCCGGUGAAGCCUGAGAAGGGAAUGUAUACAUUUCUCCGGCCAACUCGCUACCUGAGAGGGUUAUCUAAUGGGCUGGGUCAUGAGAAACAGAGCUCCAAAAUGGGCUGUGUCACGAAAGGGUCCUCGACAUUACAGAUCAGUUAGGCGGUAGGGUCGUUCUGAUGCAGCCUGCCCUCCCGACGUCUGGACUGACUGUCCUGUCUCGCCUCUGUUUGCCUAUACCCGCCGCGAAUCGUUCUAUUCCGUACUCCUUAGCCAACGAAAUCUGACAGUAAUUGCGACAGACGUCAAAGUUCCAGAGGGGAAGUUCUUCUUGGGUGAUGCAGCUUUUAGUAAUAGCAAUGCUACAUUGGCACCCUAUAGAGCGGUGCAGUAUCAACUGAAGGAGUAUGGCAACGGAAACAGGCGG